AUGGAUUCCGCCAAAGUCCCCGUCAAGCUUGUCAAAGUGACCCGCGUUCUCGGCCGCACCGGUUCGCGAGGUGGUGUCAGCCAGGUCCGCGUCGAGUUCAUGGAUGAUACUACGCGGAGCAUUAUCAGGAACGUAAAGGGACCGGUGCGCGAGAACGACAUCCUCUGCCUUCUCGAGUCCGAGCGUGAGGCCAGGAGGCUGCGAUAA
Molecule: messenger RNA, 207 nt
Organism: Coniosporium apollinis CBS 100218
Lineage: Eukaryota; Fungi; Ascomycota; Dothideomycetes
Product: 40S ribosomal protein S28
Exons: 3
Coding region: 1-207 (68 amino acids)
Biological process (GO): maturation of SSU-rRNA; ribosomal small subunit assembly; translation
Cellular component (GO): ribosome; cytosolic small ribosomal subunit
Molecular function (GO): structural constituent of ribosome
Source: RefSeq, a predicted model, not a curated record